AUGUCGUCCAAGCUGAUCCCGCCCCGGCCGGACGAGGUCAUGGUCAUCCGCGACGUCGCCCCGAACGUCGUGACCUUCUCCGUGCCCUUCCUCCGCUUCGGCCGCUUCCCCAUCGGCGGGCGCGGCACGCUGGUCCGCCUCACGUCGGGCGCGCUGGCCGUCUUCUCGCCGGUGGCCCUGACCGACGCCGCCCGCGCCAAGGUCGCCGAGCUCGGCGGCGACGUGCGCUACCUCGUGGCGACCGACAUCGAGCACCACAUCUUCCUGUCCGAGUGGGCCGCCGCCUACCCCGGCGCCAAGCUGGUCGGGCCCGAGGGCCUGCCCGAGAAGCGGCGCAAGGCGGCGGCCAAGGGCAACGACGCCAAGAUCGGCGCGGAGCCGUUCGCCGCGGUGAUCACGAAGGAGAACUGCAAGGACGUCAGCCGGAUCGGCGAGGACUUCGCGGCCGACUUCGACAUGGAGUACGUCCACGCGCACCCGAACCGCGAGCUCGUGUUCCUCUACCGGCCCGGCCGCGUGCUGAUCGAGGCCGACCUGAUGUUCAACCUGCCCGCGGCCGAGCAGUACUCGCGCGUGCCGGCCGCGCAGCGCCCGCGCCCGGGCCUGCUGGCCCGCCUCUUCGAGGGCCUGCAGUCCACCGAGGGCGAGGCGCUCGCCAUGAAGCGCUUUCUGUGGCACGCCGUCAGCCGCGCCGACCGCGCAGCCUUCAACGAGAGCGUGCGCCGCAUCGCCGCCUGGGACUUCGACACCGUCGUGCCCUGCCACGGGGAAACCCUCGUGGGGGACGGGAAGGCCGUCUUCCAGAAGGUGUUUGCCUGGCACUUGGGCGGGAAGGGCGCGAGGCGGUGA
Molecule: messenger RNA, 849 nt
Organism: Thermothielavioides terrestris NRRL 8126
Lineage: Eukaryota; Fungi; Ascomycota; Sordariomycetes; Sordariales; Chaetomiaceae
Exons: 2
Coding region: 1-849 (282 amino acids)
Source: RefSeq, a predicted model, not a curated record